GGGGGGUCGGUGUGGGGUAGAAUGGCCGCUGCCGCCGUCACCCGCGGGACCCCGGGAGGUAGAGCAACCCAGUCUCCCACCUCCUGGAUUAGCCUGGGUCUUCUGCUAUGACCUUGUUCUCUCCCUUCCCAGCACAGACUCCCCCUCCCCCCGGCCCCUCAGGCCGGGGGUGACCUUGCCCCCUGGAGCCCUCACUAUGAAUACCAAGGACACCACCGAGGUUGCUGAGAACAGCCACCACCUGAAGAUCUUCCUCCCCAAGAAGCUGUUGGAGUGUCUUCCUCGCUGUCCACUGUUGCCUCCAGAGCGGCUUCGGUGGAAUACAAAUGAGGAGAUUGCAUCCUACUUGAUCACCUUUGAGAAGCAUGAUGAAUGGCUUUCUUGUGCUCCAAAGACAAGGCCUCAGAAUGGUUCCAUUAUCCUCUACAAUCGCAAGAAGGUGAAAUACCGGAAGGAUGGCUACCUCUGGAAGAAACGGAAAGAUGGAAAAACCACCCGAGAGGAUCAUAUGAAGCUGAAGGUCCAAGGCAUGGAGCCUGUCUCCUGGCAGUGUCUCUAUGGCUGCUACGUUCACUCUUCCAUCGUCCCAACAUUCCAUCGGCGCUGCUACUGGCUGCUCCAGAACCCUGACAUCGUCCUCGUGCACUACCUGAAUGUCCCAGCCCUGGAGGAUUGUGGAAAGGGCUGCAGCCCCAUCUUUUGUUCCGUCAGCAGCGACCGUCGUGAAUGGCUGAAGUGGUCCCGAGAGGAGCUGUUGGGACAGCUGAAGCCCAUGUUUCAUGGCAUCAAAUGGAGCUACGGGAACGGGACAGAGGAGUUCUCUGUGGAGCAGCUGGUGCAGCAGAUCCUGGACACUCACCAGACCAAGCCUGCACCCCGAACCCAUGCCUGUCUUUGCAGUGGGGGCCUUGGUUCAGGUAGUCUUACCCACAAAUGCAGCAGCACGAAACACCGCAUCAUCUCUCCGAAAGUGGAGCCCCGAGCUUUGACCCUGACCUCUAUCCCUCGUCCCCACCCCCCAGACCCCCCUCCAUUGAUAGCCCCACUUCCCCCAGAGCUGCCCAAGGCACAUACCUCCCCCUCUUCAUCCUCUUCUUCGUCCUCUUCAGGGUUUGCAGAACCCCUAGAGAUCAGGCCUAGCCCUCCCACCUCGAGAGGAGGUCUGUCGAGAGGAGGCACCGCUAUCCUCCUCCUGACUGGACUGGACCAGAGGCCUGGCUGCUUGACGCCCACCAGGCACUUGGCUCCUCAAGCCGACCCCCAGCCCUCCAUGAGCUUGACUGUGGUUGUAGGCUCGGAGUCAUCUGCCCCGCCAGAUCCUCCGAGUCCUGCCUUUGAUCCUGAUCGUUUUCUCAACAGCCCCCAGAGGGGCCAGACCUAUGGAGGGGGCCAGGGGGUGAGUCCAGACUUCCCUGGGGCAGAGGCAGCCCAUACCCCUUGUCCAGCCCUAGAGCCCGCUGCGGCCCUGGAGCCCCCGGUGUCUGCUCCGGGGCCUUCUCCACAGUCAGGAGCAGGUGGAAGAGGAAGUUGCUUUUUCAUUCAAGAUGAUGACAGUGGGGAGGAGCUCAAGACCCAGGGGGCCACCCCACCGGUACCUUCACCUCCUCCAUCACCCCCACCCUCACCUGCCCCACUGGAGUCAUCAGGCAGGGUAGGAAGAGGGGAAGCCUUGUUUGGAGGACCUGGUGGAGCCAACGAACUGGAGCCCUUCAGUCUUUCAUCAUUCCCAGACCUUAUGGGAGAACUCAUCAGUGACGAAACCCCAAACCUCCCUGCCCCAACCUCCCAGCUCCCUUCUGCCCUUAGCACCAUCACAGACUUCUCCCCAGAGUGGUCCUACCCAGAGGGUGGGGUCAAGGUGCUCAUCACAGGUCCUUGGACGGAAGCUGCUGAACACUACUCCUGUGUCUUUGACCACAUCGCAGUGCCAGCCUCACUUGUUCAGCCGGGUGUCUUACGCUGCUAUUGUCCCGCCCAUGAGGUCGGGCUGGUUUCUUUGCAGGUGUCAGGGCGAGAGGGCCCCCUUUCUGCUUCUGUGCUUUUUGAGUAUCGAGCCCGUCGGUUCCUGUCACUGCCCAGUACUCAGCUUGACUGGUUAUCACUGGAUGACAACCAGUUCCGCAUGUCCAUACUCGAGCGACUGGAGCAGAUGGAGAAGCGGAUGGCAGAGAUUGCAGCAGCUGGGCAGACGCCUUGCCACGGUCCUGAAGCACCUCCAAUUCAGGAUGAAGGCCAAGGGCCCGGGUUCGAGGCACGGGUGGUAGUCUUGGUAGAGAGCAUGAUCCCACGCUCCACCUGGAGGGGUCCUGAACGUCUGGCCCACGGAAGCCCCUUCCGGGGCAUGAGCCUUCUACACCUGGCUGCUGCCCAGGGCUAUGCCCGCCUCAUCGAGACCCUGAGCCAGUGGCGGAGCGUGAAGACCCGAAGUUUGGACUUAGAGCAAGAGGUUGACCCUCUCAAUGUGGAUCAUUUCUCUUGUACCCCUCUGAUGUGGGCCUGUGCCCUGGGACACCUGGAAGCUGCUGUGCUCCUUUUUCGAUGGAACCGACAGGCACUGAAUAUUCCCGACUCUCUGGGCCGUCUCCCCUUGUCUGUGGCUCAUUCCCGGGGUCAUGUGCGCCUCGCCCGCUGCCUGGAGGAGCUGCAGAGACAGGAAGCUUCAGCCGAGCCCCAACUUGCCCUGUCACCACCUUCUUCCAGCCCAGAUACUGGUCUGAGCAGUGUCUCCUCACCCUCAGAGCUGUCAGAUGGCACUUUCUCUGUCACAUCAGCCUAUUCUAGUGCUCCAGAUGGGAGUCCUCCCCCUGCUCUACUACCAGCCUCUGAGAUUACUAUGGAAGAGAUGGCCCCAGGCCACCUGUCCUCUUGCACCCAGGAGGCCCCCCUCAACCUCAUGGACUAUGAAACCGCAAACUCCAGAGAGCUUCCACCCUCAUCACCUCCUCUCCCAGAUGGUGGGGCUACCCCAGAGGAAGCUGACCAUCCAUCAGCUGUGGAUGUGAUCCCGGUGGAUAUGAUUUCACUCGCCAAGCAGAUCAUCGAGGCCACACCAGAGCGGAUUAAACGAGAGGACUUUGUGAGGCUGCCUGAGGCUGGAGCCCCAGUGCGGGAACGAACAGGGACCCUGGGGCUCAGUGAGACCAUGUCCUGGCUGGCCAGCUACCUAGAGAAUGUGGACCAUUUCCCCAGCUCAGCCUCUCCCAGUGAACUGUCCUUUGAGCGGGGCCGCCUGGCGAUCCCUCCAGCACCUUCCUGGGCAGAGUUUCUCUCUGCCUCUACCAGUGGCAAGAUGGAAAAUGAUUUUGCCUUGCUGACACUGUCAGAUCACGAGCAGCGGGAACUGUAUGAAGCAGCUCGAGUCAUCCAGACUGCCUUCCGGAAGUACAAGGGCCGGAGGUUGAAGGAGCAGCAGGAGGUAGCAGCAGCUGUGAUCCAGCGCUGUUACCGGAAGUACAAGCAGCUGACCUGGAUUGCACUUAAGUUUGCACUGUAUAAGAAGAUGACCCAGGCGGCCAUCUUGAUCCAGAGCAAGUUCCGAAGCUACUAUGAACAGAAGCGGUUUCAGCAGAGCCGCAGGGCGGCUGUGCUCAUCCAGCAGCACUACCGUUCCUACCGCAGGCGGCCUGGGCCUUCGCAUAGGCCCACAGGCAACCUGCCUUCCCGAAACAAAGGCUCCUUUCUCACCAAAAAGCAGGAUCAGGCGGCCAGGAAGAUCAUGAGAUUCCUGCGGCGCUGUAGACACAGGAUGAGGGAACUGAAACAGAACCAGGAGCUGGACGGACUUCCCCAACCUGGACUGGCCACCUGACCUUUCCGUCGCCUUUCUCGCCACCCAAGGGGGCCGCUUCAUGCAGUCUUAACAGGGAGAGGGCUUUAGGGGGAGGAGGAGCCCCCUGUUGGCAGCUUUACCACUUUUUUGGAGCCCUUCUUAGGUCUCCUCCCUCUCCGAAGUGCUGAACCCCAAUCCUCCCCUUCUCUUCCCCACUUCUGUUUCCUCUAGGUCGAGCCCACUCUUUUGGUCCCUGGCUGCGGAAGACCCAUGCCCCACAUGCUUGCAUCUUCAGCUGUGACCCACGCAGCAAUCCCUGCCUGCACCCGACAGGGCCCCUUCCUAACUUGCCUUAUUUAUUUGUUCGACGCGUCUCUGAAUGUAUCUGCCUCGGGCCCCGCCUCUGCCUUCGCCGCGCGCCCCUCGUGUUUCAGGGCUAACGGUGCCCCAGCCCCUCCUCCGCAUGUUUGCGUCUGUUUCCUCCGUUUCUGCCCAUGUCUUCCCCCAUCACCCCGACUCUGACUACGUGUCUUGGGGCCGAAGUGUGUGGGGGAGGGUGUAUAUAGGCACGCGCUGCGGAGUGCCGCCCCUGUCCCCCGGGGGGAAGGGGCUUGUACAUAAUGUAACAUACAGAAUCUAGUGAAGAAUCUAUUAAAGGCGCCGCGGGGAGGGUGCACGGCCGGGCUUGUGUUCUCAGGCGCGGCUCCUCCCGGCCCCACUAGCACUUUCUACUUGUGCACGGGCUUGAUUUCUACGAACUGCCAUUAAAUACCGCUACACCAACCA
Molecule: messenger RNA, 4555 nt
Organism: Sorex araneus (European shrew)
Lineage: Eukaryota; Metazoa; Chordata; Mammalia; Eulipotyphla; Soricidae
Gene: CAMTA2
Product: calmodulin binding transcription activator 2
Exons: 23
Coding region: 197-3808 (1203 amino acids)
Biological process (GO): regulation of transcription by RNA polymerase II
Cellular component (GO): nucleus
Molecular function (GO): double-stranded DNA binding; transcription coregulator activity; protein binding
Source: RefSeq, a predicted model, not a curated record